This is a messenger RNA of Sipha flava (yellow sugarcane aphid), 1183 nucleotides long. RefSeq lists its product as uncharacterized. The transcript has 3 exons. The record is from RefSeq and is a predicted model, not a curated record. The coding region runs from base 840 to 1154 and encodes 104 amino acids. NCBI's taxonomy places the organism in Eukaryota, Metazoa, Arthropoda, Insecta, Hemiptera, Aphididae.
UCGUGUACGGUUUUUAGUUGUUGUCGUGCUGCCGUUAUAACUCGUGCGCGUCUUGAUACCCCACUGCCGGUCUCAACUCGUGCCACAAGCGUAUGUGGUUAGGCUUAGGACAACGUGGUCGGCGGUCGGCCGGCGGCAGGGAAGAGGGUUGCGCGUAUAAGUAUAGCCUUACUUACGACGGUGGCGAUAACAUUAACGACGUAAUAAUGUGAUAACGGACACACGGACUGUAAGAAGAGAAAAAAAAAACGGAACUCGAGGGAACGCCAUGCGGCGGUGGUAAUCCGAGCGUCCGGCUGGAAAUUACACCGUAAUCGCACACAAUAUUAUAUAUGUGUGUAAUGUGUACACGUGUGGGGUGAAUGCGCUGUACGCGUUUCACGUAUACGUAUUAUGCGGGCGGAUUUUGCGUACAAAAACGACUGGACCGUCGCCGUUGUGGGCCUCUAAACCUGACCGAGUCGGACCGCAACAUACGCGCGUUUUAACGACUCUCUUAAGGAAUAAAUUGUUUCCAGAACGAGCAUUGGAGAUGGCGAGGUUUCUUUUUCGAUUCGUGCAGAAAACACUUCUCGCAGUUUUAAACGUUAAAAAAAAGGAAUCAUUAUAACGGAGGAUAGCCGCAGCAAAACUAAUAUAAUCUGCAGGAUAGCACAAGCGAAAAGGGCCUUUCAAGACAAAAACCACAUACUAACAACCAAUAGCGUCAGCGUGGAAAUAAGGAAGAAAUUCCUAAAAAGUUAUAUAUGGAGUGUAGCGCUGUUUGGAUCCAAAACUUGGACAAUAAACUCAAAAGAAAAAAAAAACUAGAAACCUUUGAGAUGUGAUGCUUUAGGAAAAUGCUUAAAAUACCAUGGACCGAGAGAGUUACGAACAAUGAGGUACUAGAUAAAAUAAAGGAACAACGACAAAUAUGGAAAAGUAUUCAAUCCAGAAGAGGUAAGAUGAUAGGACACAUACUAAGGCAUGAAGGUUUACUAAAGAAAAUAAUCGAAGGAGAUGUUGAAGGACACAUUGCAAGAGGAAGACCAAGGGCAGAAUACAUGACACAGAUAAUGCAGGAUAUGAAUAAAGGAAAUUACAAAGACCUGAAGGAAUUGUCUUACGAUAGAGAAGCAUGGAGAGCUGCAACAAAUAAAUCCACGGAUUUAUAACUAAAAAAAAAAUAAUAAUAAAAUAAAUA